This is a messenger RNA of Sodiomyces alkalinus F11, 1076 nucleotides long. RefSeq names its product Yip1 domain-containing protein. The record is from RefSeq and is a predicted model, not a curated record. Gene Ontology annotation, biological process: vesicle-mediated transport. Gene Ontology annotation, molecular function: small GTPase binding. Lineage: Eukaryota; Fungi; Ascomycota; Sordariomycetes; Glomerellales; Plectosphaerellaceae. Bases 1 to 831 code for a protein of 276 amino acids. The transcript is spliced from 3 exons. Gene Ontology annotation, cellular component: Golgi apparatus; membrane.
AUGUCGGGCUCAGGAUAUGAUGCGGUGGUAGAUGUGGACGACGAUGGCGAUCUCGGCCACACUGAUCUCCAGGAAGAUCUCGAAUUCCAUAACUCGAACUUCAACGAUACCACACCUGGCGCCCGCAAGGCCCCAUCGUCCGGCCUCCCCCCUCCAGUGACCGCCUCGACAUCCUCAGGCAAGCGCAUGCUGUGGACCAUAUCCUUUUACGCGCAAUACUUCGACGUCGAUACCUCUGCCGUAUUAUCCCGUUGCUGGGCCGCUCUCUACCCGCGCGCCAACUUCCUCGACGUCCUCGAAGGCAACUCAGACCUGUACGGUCCGUUUUGGAUCGCCACCACUGUCGUUCUCAUCCUGUUUCUGGGCGGUACCAUCAGCCAGUACCUCGCCCAAACCGGGGAUCACCCCUUCGCCUACGAUUUUAAGCUGCUUAGCGGCGCUGCCGGACUCAUCUACGGCUAUACCCUCUUCAUCCCCAUCGUGCUGUACCUGGCCCUUCGCUACUUUGGCUCCGAGUCGGCCAACCUGCUCGAGUGCUGGGCUCUCUACGGAUACGCCAAUCUUAUUUGGGUGCCCGUCGCCCUCAUCAGCUGGUCGCCCAUCACGAUCCUCAACUGGGUCUUCGUCGCCAUCGGGUUCGGCGUUUCCGUCUUCUUCCUGUUGCGCAAUCUUUACCCUGUCCUCAGCGCCACUGACCGCCAGACGAGCAAGAUUCUGCUCGUGGUCGUCAUCGCCCUCCACAUGGGUCUGUCGCUGACCAUCAAGAUUCUCUUUUUCGCGCACGGGAGUCCAGUGGCUAGCAAUCCCGACGGUGGCUCUGGUGGGGAUUGAGGAGAUGCAUCCGGGCUUCUUUUUUGUCUUUUGUUUUCUCUUAGAGAAUAUCUUUAGUUGGAUUAUUUUUGGCAGGGCCUGGGUUGGGCUGGCCUGAAUCAGAAGAGACGGUGAUAAAAAUGAGAAAGCAAGAAGGAAGGGGCGUGGAUCGCUCAGCUUUGCUCAAGAUCCCAUCAUGUACGACGAGUGUACAAUACACCAAUGAAUUCCAAAUCCCGACCAUGCACCAUUUGCAUGUUGUCUUG